AUCCAGGAACUCUGCGUCCGGCCGAAUCGUCGGAAAAACCCGGAGCGGCGAAUCGGGCGCGGCCUCGGGCGCGGAGUUUCAGAGCUUGCGCAGAAGGCGUCCGAGGCGCAUGCUCCCUGGCGGCCCCGGGCCCGCGGUGUGGCUCCCGCGCUGGCCUCCUCGGCCCACGGAAUUCCGGGCAGGCUGCGGACAUGGCGGCCAGCCUGUGGAUGGGCGAUCUGGAGCCCUACAUGGAUGAGAAUUUCAUCUCCAGAGCCUUUGCCACCAUGGGAGAGACCGUAAUGAGCGUCAAAAUUAUCCGAAACCGCCUCACUGGAAUCCCAGCUGGCUACUGUUUUGUAGAAUUCGCAGAUUUGGCCACAGCUGAGAAGUGUUUGCAUAAAAUUAAUGGGAAACCCCUUCCCGGAGCCACACCUGCAAAACGUUUUAAACUGAACUAUGCCACUUAUGGGAAACAGCCAGAUAACAGCCCUGAGUACUCCUUGUUUGUGGGGGACCUGACCCCAGAUGUGGAUGACGGCAUGCUGUAUGAAUUCUUCGUCAAAGUCUACCCCUCCUGUCGGGGAGGCAAGGUGGUUUUGGACCAGACAGGCGUGUCUAAGGGCUAUGGUUUCGUGAAAUUCACAGAUGAACUGGAACAGAAGCGAGCUCUGACCGAGUGCCAGGGGGCAGUUGGCCUGGGGUCUAAACCAGUUCGGCUGAGCGUGGCGAUCCCCAAAGCGAGCCGUGUGAAGCCAGUGGAAUAUAGUCAGAUGUACAGUUACAGCUACAACCAGUAUUACCAGCAGUACCAGAACUACUAUGCCCAGUGGGGCUAUGACCAGAACACAGGCAGCUACAGCUACAGCUACCCCCAGUACGGCUACACGCAGAGCACCAUGCAGACAUACGAAGAAGUCGGGGACGACGCUUUGGAAGACCCCAUGCCGCAGCUGGAUGUGACGGAGGCCAACAAGGAGUUCAUGGAGCAGAGCGAGGAGCUGUACGAUGCACUGAUGGACUGUCACUGGCAGCCCCUGGACACAGUCUCUUCAGAGAUCCCUGCCAUGAUGUAGUCAGGACAAAGGACAAGCAGAAAUAGACUGUGUGAUGGAGAUGAGAGACUCCUUUUUAACAAAAGUAUUGAAAGAACUUUUACCUUUUUGGAAACGUUUUGUAAGAUUUUACUUAUCAACUCUUCAGAUUAUGACAAUUCCUGCAACACUACUCCCUUCACUUAAUAGCCUUUGGAGUUUGAAAACCAAGGUGCCGUUAAACAAGGUUUUCCAAUUUGUCUUUGAACAAGAAUUGUCCACGUAGGGUUAUCUACACUCUGACAAAUUUGUGGAUAUAAUUUAUUCAACCCAGGAGCCUUUCUUGGCUUACUGUAGAAAGCCUUUCUAUGUCCUUACCCCUUGUGAAGUCAGAAUGCACUGAUUACUUGCUGUUAGCCAGCCAAGUGGCGGGCAAUGUUGACCUUCCAUUUCAGGCACCCUUGCUGCCACCCCCUAGGUUUGGUGGCUGGGAACAUUGAAGUCUCUUAAGACACUCCAGCUGGGAAGGAGGCUGCGUGGCAUGUGGUAGGAAGUCAUGGAACCAGCUACAUCUAGACCAAAAGACUCGAGAGUGAGGGCAUGCUCCAAGGGCAGGCCUGGCUUUGAAGCCUUUGUAGAGCAUGAUCAUCGGCAUCUGUGUGCCUGACCCACCUUGGCCCACCUGAAUUUCAUUCAGUAGGUAUGAAUCCUCUUACAUCUAUCUCCAGCACCCAUGUGGGAAAUCUGGACUUAUACCAAAUAAGUCCAUUUUAUUUCUACUUCUAUGUUAAAGGAAAUUGUGGAGUGGGGUGGGGAGAACCUUGAGGCAAAUGGCCUAGUCACAGCCUUCAGCUAUUUUAGGGGCACUGAGUGGCUCAGUCAGUUUGGUUUGAGAGUCUGACUCUUGGUUUUGGCUUCUGGGAUUGACCCCUGAGC
Messenger RNA from Hyaena hyaena (striped hyena), 1949 nucleotides. It is a transcript of the gene TRNAU1AP, whose product is annotated as tRNA selenocysteine 1 associated protein 1. The record is from RefSeq and is a predicted model, not a curated record. Gene Ontology annotation, cellular component: nucleus. Gene Ontology annotation, biological process: selenocysteine incorporation. NCBI's taxonomy places the organism in Eukaryota, Metazoa, Chordata, Mammalia, Carnivora, Hyaenidae. Bases 192 to 1055 code for a protein of 287 amino acids. Gene Ontology annotation, molecular function: tRNA binding. The transcript has 9 exons.